Messenger RNA from Artibeus jamaicensis (Jamaican fruit-eating bat), 433 nucleotides. Its product is annotated as mammaglobin-B-like. NCBI's taxonomy places the organism in Eukaryota, Metazoa, Chordata, Mammalia, Chiroptera, Phyllostomidae. The record is from RefSeq and is a predicted model, not a curated record. The coding region runs from base 41 to 322 and encodes 93 amino acids. The transcript has 3 exons. Gene Ontology annotation, biological process: androgen receptor signaling pathway.
GCCACGCCAGAGUGACCAGCCCACAGCAGCUGCCUGAAAAAUGAAGCUGAUGACAGUCCUCAUGCUGACUGCCCUCCCCCUGUACUGCUAUGCAGGGUCUGGCUGUGAACUUCUGGAGAAAGUGAUCGAUCUAACACUUGAUCGUAAUGUGAGCGUACCUGAAUAUCUCAGUAUGGUUAAAGAGUUCAUACCAGGUGAAGAAACUAAAAAGGCCGUAAUAUUCUUUAAAGAGGCCUUUCUCCAUCAAAGUGAUGAAACUCUGGAGAAGUUUGAAGAGAUGCAGCAACAAAUAUACAGUAGCUUUUGGUGUGCUCGGUACUAACUUCCACGUGAGCUCAGAGGUUGUCCAGAAACUGACUGUUCAGGAGUAGAAGCCGCAGCCUAGCAUUCCUUCUUUGUCUUUGGGUCUACAGAUGCAAGAUAUUUGUUGAAA